This is a messenger RNA of Gadus chalcogrammus (walleye pollock), 4789 nucleotides long. It is a transcript of the gene rimbp2b, whose product is annotated as RIMS binding protein 2b. Gene Ontology annotation, biological process: neuromuscular synaptic transmission. Lineage: Eukaryota; Metazoa; Chordata; Actinopteri; Gadiformes; Gadidae. The record is from RefSeq and is a predicted model, not a curated record. Gene Ontology annotation, molecular function: protein binding.
UCCCCUGACCCCCUGGGUGGACAUGAGGGAACUGGUCUAUCAGUCUUGCACGGUCUGUGUGUGGGAGAAGGAGACAGAGAUCAGCACCAGGAGGAGGGAGUGUGAAGCACUUGAGGCAGAGGUGAAGAAACGCCACCAAACAUGUCAGACUCUGGAGAAUGAGUAUCAAGAUGUGCUCCAGGAGAAGGCCCACCUGAGUCUCCAGUUGUUCCACAGCAGCAAGAAGGGUUCCGAGUAUGACAAGGUGAACGCCGAGUAUGCCCAGCUCAGAGAGACGCUCGGGACGGUGACGUGGGAGCGAGAUUCAGCCGUGCAGGAGAAGAACCAGCUCCAAGGCAAACUGGAGAACCUAGAGCAGGUGCUCAAGCAUAUGCGCGAGGCUGCGGAGCGGAGGCAGCAGCUAGAGUUGGAGCAUGAGCAGGCCCUGGCUGUCCUCAAUGCAAAGCAGCAGGAGAUUGACCUUCUGCAAAAGGCUCAGGUUGAGGCUAAAAAGGAACAUGAAGGCGCGGUCCAUCUGUUAGAGAACCACUUGGACAGCAUGCAGGCGAAAGUGCGCGAGCUGGAGGAGAAAUGUCGGAAUCAGAGUGAGCAGUUCAACCUGCUUUCCAAGGAGCUGGAGAAGUUCCGGCUGCAGGCGGGGACCUUCGACAUCCUCAGCACGGAGCCGCUCACCCUGUGCGAGUCCCCAGGAUCACCCAGCAAAUCCUUGUCCCAGCUGCUCAAUGGGUUGGCCUGCCCGCUGGGGAAGGGCAACGAGGCUCCGAUGAGCAGGUCUCUGAUCUCAGAGUUCAUCAGGCCGCUCCAGAUGAGUGGGGACAAGCCUGACCUGCUGUCGCUCAAGCCCACCUUCCUCACCCGCGGCCGGGACAGCGGGCCCCGGCCGACCCUUCUCUCUGAGAUGGAGAAAGAACUGAGCUCAGCAACAAGGGUGAGGCAAAGGUUCACCGGCAAAGUCCGUCUGUGCACCGCUCGCUACAGCUAUAAUCCUUACGACGGACCAAACGAGCACCCAGAAGCAGAGCUCCCCCUGGUGUCGGGGAAGUACCUCUAUGUUUACGGGACAAUGGAUGAAGAUGGCUUUUAUGAAGGAGAGCUGCUGGACGGCCAGCAGGGUCUGGUCCCUUCCAAUUUCGUGGACUUUGUCCAAGACGAGGAGAAACCUGCCGUCCAAAACAGAGACGGUGCCAAGGAGUACGCAUACCUCAACCACAGUAGCCUGGCCUCCAAGAGACUCGGAGCAGGACUCGGCAUGGACGGCAUGAGCAACAGCCGACUGGCCAUGGACCUCCUGGGCACAUGCAGCAAUGGGACGGGGACCCUGGACGUCAGCACUGAUGAGGUUGGCGAAGACGUUGUGCCUUACCGCCGCAUCAACCUCAUUAAACAGCUGGCCAAGAGUGUGAUCGUGGGCUGGGAGCCGCCGGUGGUGCCGCCCGGCUGGGGCUCCAUCAGUGGCUACAAUGUGCUGGUGGACGACGAGGUGCGUAUGAGCGUCCCCUACGGGGGCAGGACCAAGUCCCUGAUCGAGAGGCUCAACCUGGCCACCAGCACCUACCGCGUGUCGGUGCAGUGCAUCACUGAGCGCGGCCUGUCGGACCGCCUGCGCUGCAGCCUGCUGGUGGGCAAGGAGGUGGUUGUGGCGCCCUACUACCUGCGCGUCAACAACAUCACGCAGGUCUCCGCCGAGCUCUCCUGGAUGCCCAGCAACAGCAACUACAGCCACAACAUCUUCCUGAACGGCAGCGAGUAUGACAUGGUGAAGGCCGGAGGACACCGCUACCAGUUCUUCAACUUGAAGCCCAUGACGGUGUACAAGGUGAAGGUGGUGGCCAGGGAGCAUCAGGUGCCUUGGCAGCUUCCCCUGGAGCACAGGGAGAAGAGGGAGAUCUCCGUGGAGUUCUGCACUCAGCAUGCAGGGCCCCCGUUCCCCCCCCAGGAGGUGCAGGUCCAGUGCGGUCCGACGGCGGGGAUCAUGCAGGUCCGAUGGAAGCCCCCGGACCUCUCCGCCGCCGGGACCUCCAACGGGGCCAACGUCAUCGGCUACGCCGUUUGCACAAAGGGGCAAAAGAUAGCAGAGGUCAUGUUCCCCACGGCGGACUACGUGAGCGUGGAGGUGAACCGGAUCCAGGGGCUGGAGGCCCGGGAGGUGAUAGUCAGGACGUUGUCGGCCCAGGGCGAGUCCCAGGACUCCCCCGCCGCCCUCAUCCCCCACACCCUCCUGGGCUCCCCCCGCCUCUCCCGCCGCACCACCGCAGCGCUCCACCCGCCCUACCCCUCCACCUACCCCCCCACGCACCCCCAGCCCCAGGUCCAGGCCCUGCCGUCCCGGGCCCCCCCGCACACACUGCCGCACCCCCAACUACACACUCCGCCCCCCCACCACCACCCACCCACCAAGCCCCUGCUCGGCGCCCGGGACCCCGACACCAAAGACCGCGAGGCCGGGCUGCGGGCGGCGCGACCUUGGGAGCGCUCGCCCUCGCCGCUGCCUCCCUGCAUGCGGGGCGGGCCCCACCUGGAGCCCCCCUACCUGGCGCCGCGCCGCUCGCCCUCCCCGCAGAGGAUCCUGCCCCAGCCGCAGGGGGCGCCCAUCCCCACUACCAUCGCCAAGGCCAUGGCUCGUGAGGCGGCCCAGAGGGUGUUCGCCGAGGGCAACCGGGCGGAGAAGAGGAACAUAUUCAGGGACCGGGGCAUGCACUCUGUGAACUCUGACGAGGAGGAGGACGGCUACGACGCAUCCCACGCCCGGAGGAGGGGGGCGUCGGUGGACGAGUUCCUCCGGGGGUCCGAGCUGGGCCAGCAGCACCUCGCACACCACCACCACCACAACAGCCACAGCGAGGACUACCACACGGAGAGCAGAGGGUCCGACCUGUCCGACAUCAUGGAGGAGGACGAGGAGGACCUGUACUCUGAGAUGCAGCUGGAGGAAGGCCGCCGGCGCAGCAUCAACUCCCACAGCACGCUCAAGGCGUACUACAGGCGGCAGGACUUGGCCGAGGAGCGGGACAACUGGGACCUUCAACGGGAGGUGGUGAAACAGAAGCCGCUCCGCAGCAAGCGGCUCCACAGCAUCCCGGAGGUGGCGGAGGAGGAGGCCGACGGGAACGACGCCAUGGGCCAGCGGCUGGGCCACGAGGACGGCUCCGGGGGCCGUCAGCGCCCGGGGACCCCCAACACCCAGAGACGGGACCACCACCACCACAACGCCUACCAACACGAACUGCAGCAGCAACAGCAGCAGCAGCAGCAGCCGCGCUCGCACGACCGCCUGCUGCGACGCCAGCGCUCCUCCCCGCGCUUCGCUGCCGGCUACGGCUACGGCUCGGAGGAGCGCGGUCCGGGAAGGCCCAGCCGCCAGAACACCAAGAGCCCCGACAGCGGGCUGGACUGCGGCAGCGAGGAGGAGGGCUCUCUGGGGCGGGGCUACUACUACGCCUACGCCGGCCCUGCCACCCGGGGCCCCGUCCGCAUCAUCCACUGCGAGGGCCCCGUGGAGCGGCGGGCGCUGGCCAUGGGCCGCCGGCGCACGCUGACGCGGCAGUGCAGCAUGGAGGAGGACUACUGCCGGGACGCGCCGCCGCACACGGCCCAGUCGGUGCACACAGGGGACUUCUGCAGCAGGGAGCGCACAGGGUCGGGCCGCAGGGGAGACUUGUGUUGGGAGGGCGCCCGCAGUGAGGGCUGGCUGAACGAGAUGGACAGGGUGUGUUACAGCCCGCACAGGGAGGCUAGGGCCCAGUCCAUGUCCCGACUGGGCCGGGAGCAGCCGCUGAUCAUCGGGAACUCUGCGUCCCACGGCCACUCGGACCGCCCGGACCACUCAGGGAGGAGGAGCGGCGCCCUUGGCAACCAGCGACGGCCCAUCCCGUCGAUCGAGAUCACCACGGAGUGUCACAGUGAGGAGAGUGAGGGCCUCUCCCCUGGCAAGGAGGAGGGUUACUAUGGCAGUGUAGCUCGGCGCAGGAUAUGGCGGGCUAAGUCCUCAGAGCAUCAAUAUGACGGGUACGGCGUGGGGUCCGGGCGACGCCCCGGCCGUGCCCGCCGCUCUUCCGACUGCUACGAGGAGUCGGAGGCGGACGAGAUGACCCGCAUCUUCGUGGCACUGUUCGACUACGACCCGCUGUCCAUGUCGCCCAACCCGGACGCCGCCCGCGAGGAGCUUCCCUUCAAGGAGGGCCAGAUCCUCAAGGUGUUUGGGAAGAAAGACACGGACGGGUUCUACCGGGCUGAGAUCAGAGACCGCUCAGGGCUGAUCCCUUGUAACAUGGUGUCUGAGAUCCAGACGGAGGACGAUGACAUGAUGCUGCAGUUGCUCAAGCAGGGCUUCCUUCCCCUCAACACUCCUGUAGAGAGACUGGUGAACUGUGACCGUUUCAAAGAUGGCCGCACACUAAACCGCAGGUCCAGGAAGUCCAAGAGAGAGAGGAACCGGCGCAGCGGGCGCCAGCUCUCCAUGUCCACCCGGAGGAUGGUGGCCCUCUACGACUACGACCCCAGAGAGAGCUCUCCUAACGUGGACGUAGAGUAUGAUGGUCGCAGGCUGAAUGAGGAGGCCGAGCUGACGUUCUGUGCUGGGGAUGUCAUCGUGGUGUUCGGUGAAAUAGACGAGGACGGUUUCUACUAUGGGGAGCUCAACGGACAUAAGGGACUCAUUCCUUCCAACUUUCUCGAAGAAGUGCCUGACGACGUGGAGGUCUUUCUCUCCGACCCGCCGUCCCGUUACCCCCCGGACCACCCGGGGCGCAUCAAGACCAAAAGGAAGAAGAGUGUUCAUUUCACACCUUAA